GCGCGCUCUUGACGUCCGGAGCCCCUGGAGUAGGCGCUUCCGGCCAUUCAUACUGCAGUCGGUCAGUGUUCGGUUGAAGGAUUCUGUGUGCUGUCGGACCCAGAGGGUGACGGCGCCGCUAGGAUGAAGCUCGUGAGAUUUUUGAUGAAAUUGAGUCAUGAAACUGUAACCAUUGAAUUGAAGAACGGAACACAGGUCCAUGGAACAAUCACAGGUGUGGAUGUCAGCAUGAAUACACAUCUUAAAGCUGUGAAAAUGACCCUGAAGAACAGAGAACCUGUACAGCUGGAAACGCUGAGUAUUCGAGGAAAUAACAUUCGAUAUUUUAUUCUACCAGACAGUUUACCUCUGGAUACACUACUUGUGGAUGUCGAACCUAAGGUGAAAUCUAAGAAAAGGGAAGCUGUUGCAGGAAGAGGCAGAGGCAGAGGAAGAGGAAGAGGACGUGGCCGUGGCAGAGGAAGAGGGGGUCCUAGGCGAUAAUGUCUCUCAAGAUUUCAAAGUCAUACGGGAUUUGGGAUAUUUUUUGUACAGGUUGUGUUUGUUUAUGUCAGUUUUUAAUAAACAUAAAUGUGGGACAGA
Messenger RNA from Gorilla gorilla gorilla (western lowland gorilla), 582 nucleotides. It is a transcript of the gene SNRPD1, whose product is annotated as small nuclear ribonucleoprotein D1 polypeptide. Gene Ontology annotation, biological process: spliceosomal snRNP assembly; RNA processing. Gene Ontology annotation, molecular function: RNA binding. Lineage: Eukaryota; Metazoa; Chordata; Mammalia; Primates; Hominidae. The transcript has 4 exons. Bases 124 to 483 code for a protein of 119 amino acids. The record is from RefSeq and is a predicted model, not a curated record.